Molecule: messenger RNA, 5776 nt
Organism: Zea mays
Lineage: Eukaryota; Viridiplantae; Streptophyta; Magnoliopsida; Poales; Poaceae
Product: disease resistance protein Pik-1
Exons: 4
Coding region: 1078-5397 (1439 amino acids)
Biological process (GO): defense response to other organism
Molecular function (GO): ADP binding
Source: RefSeq, a predicted model, not a curated record
AAUGAACGGUAUGAAGGCCGCCGCCGGAGCUGUGGUGACCGAAGCCACGGGUGCCUUUGGGCCCGUCCUGGCGAAGCUCACGGCCUUGCUGACCCCUGAUCAGGAUGGGGACGACGUGGAGGAUUCCAUCAUGUCCCAGCUGGAGCGCGUGCAGUCGCUCCUCCUCAGGAUAUGGGAGAGGCAGGAUCUUGAGGCAGCAUGCGAAGAUUGGAUGGCGGAGGCACGGAAGGUGUCCUACGACAUCCAGGACGACAUCGACGGCUUCGAGCUCGGCUUGGAGCAUCAUGGUGGUGGUUCAUCAUCAGCUACCAAGAGCCUCCUCGAGAGGAUCAAGGCAAAGGUCAAGGGCCUGAUGCUGGAUAGCCAGAGCGGCUAUAAGGAGUGCUGCAGGGCCAUUGGCGAGCUGUCUUCGGCGACAGCCCUGCUAGUUGACCAUCGAUCUCGCUUCUUUCACAAGGAUGCGUCCGAGCUUGUGGGGACGAUGGAGGAGAAGAAGGCUGAGGUUACCAAGUUGCUCCAAGAGCACGAGGUGGUGUGCAUCCAUGGUUCUGCAGGGAUGGGCAAGACAACUCUUGCUGACUUGGCGUACCAGGCGAUGUCGAUAGGAGACGACGGACUCAAAUGCCGUGCGUUCGUGUCGGUCUCCCCUAGCGCAACCAUGGUGCAGAUGCUGAAAACCAUUCUAAGUCAACUAAGCCGCCGCCACCAUUUGCUGUAUGGUGGUAGCAAUGAAACGUCGUCAGACGAAACGGCUGACGACAAAAGGUAAUACUCUAUGCCGCCUGAACAUCCAUCCAUAUAGCCAAGGAACAGUAAUGGAUCUUUGUUUCUUUCUUUCUAUAUAUUCCACCUAACACUCUCAGAAUUGUAUCUGAGGUCGCACGACAUGCGGACACGGAUAUAGCCAAGGAACAGUAUCUCAUCGAGAGCAUAUCAAACUUACUCGUGAACAAAAGGUACCUCGUCGUAGUAGAUGAUGUGUGGCACUGGGAGCAAUGGGAAAUCAUAAGGAAAUCCCUUCCGAAGAAUAAUCUGGGAAGUAGGAUAAUAACUUGCACUCGUGUUGAAGCAGUAGCCAUGAAAUUUAUGAUGGAGAGUGAUGCGUGUCUCUACGAAAUGGCUGGCCUUUCUAUGGAUGCCGCCGCAGCUUUGUCGAGGAGGAUAUUUGAGGAUGGCAGCGUGCGUGCAACAUCGGAACUGCAUAACUCUUGGUCUGCUUCUAUAGCAAAAAUGUCCGGUGGCAUGCCGUUGGCAGUAAUUUGUAUGUCGUUGGCAGUCGCGCGCGCGCAGCUGACACCAGAGGAGGCAGUUGAAAGAUUGACAAAUAUUCCUUGCUUGAGGCCAUUGGUAGAGAGCUUGAGCCUCGGGUACCAUGGCCUUCCGCUGCAUCUGAAGACUUGCCUGCUGCAUUGCAGCAUGUAUCCUCCCCAGCACAUCUUGGACAGAGAUGGCCUUGCCAGGAUGUGGAUCGCUGAAGGGUUUGUCUAUGAGGAGGAGGAAGCUCGAAGCUACGUUGACCAGCUUUUCAAAAUGGGGUUGAUUCGGCGGUGCUCUUCUGCUCUUGUGCCGUCUCCAAAGUUUCAGAUCGACGCCAUGAUGCUUUAUUUCCUUAGGUGUAGAUCACAAGAAACAUUUUACUAUUUGGGUUGCGGUCGUCGUCGGAAUGGCGCCGGACGACGGGUGCAUCAUCGGCUAUCUAUCAUCUCUGCCCAGAAGAACGGGCCGGCGGGGGGUACUUCAACACUGCCACACGUCGACGUCGUCUCGAAUAAUAAUACUCGCUCCCUGUAUGUUUUCGACCGCUCAUGGAGGGUCCCUUUCAACGAGUUUGAACGGCUGCGGGUGCUGCACCUUCACUGCAGCUCCAGGAACGCUGAUCUGGUGGAUAUAUGCGGGCUGGUGUGGCUGAGAUGCCUCAGUCUCAGUGGGUCACCGAUCACCAUGCUCCCAAAGCAAAUUGGGAGGCUGCAGCUUCUAAGGACUCUGGAUGUAAGCAGCACAGGAAUCCUGUGUGUACCAGGUGAGAUUGGGGCGCUGCAGCAAUUGGAGAUUCUUGACGUGAGCGACACGAUGGUCCAGAAGCUUCCGGCGGAAAUAGGGCAGCUGAGGCGCUUGAAGGCUCUGUACGCAAGGAACUCCAGCCUCAGAGAGCUGCACACUAGCCAGAUCAGAGAGCUGCAGCUACUGGAGACGCUUGAUGUAAGCAACACGGUGCUUGCUGAGGGUGGUGGUCUCAUGAUGUUAAUUGGAGAUGAUGAGAACUUGAAGGUCGUGGACGCCGCAGGUGGUGGUGGAAUGCUGAUGAUGGCCGAGGGGGGAGGGUCAACUGCGACCGUAGCCACUGGUGCCCUGGGCCCCGUCCUAGCAAAGCUGCGCAAGAACGCGGCGGACGACGACGGCGGGCGAUAUCUUGGCGACAUAGAGUUCAUCAUAUCAGAGCUCGAGUCCCUGCACUCCUUCCUCACAAGGAUGUGGGAGAGUAGUGAGGGCGGCGGCAUUGACGAGAAUGCGGCAUGCCAGAGCUGGAUGGCGGAGGCACGAGAGCUGUCCUACCACAUUGAGGACGACAUCGAUCGCUUUAUGCUCGAUUUGGAGCAUGGCGGCGACAGGACGACGACGACGGCACCUUUUAGGAGAAUCAAGCUACGUAUCAAGGGGCUGGUGGACCGGUACCAAGAGGAAUGGAGGAUGGCUGCUGAUUGCCGUAUCAAGGCGCCCCAACUUGGUCCUCCGUCCCGGUACUACUCUCGCAAGGAUGCCUCCGAGUUGUUGGAGAUCGACGACAAGGAAACUGAGGUCAAGGAAUUGCUUCAAGAGCAUGAGCUGUUAUGCAUCUUCGGAUUUGCAGGAAUGGGUAAGACGACUCUAGCCAACCAAGUGUACCAAGCAAUAGGAAAGCAAUUCGAAUGCCAGGCCUUCAUGUCCAUCUCCCCACGCAUGGACGCGUCGCAGAUCCUGACAACUUUUUAUGCCCAAGUAACGGCUCAACAAAGAGAAAUAAUAGCCGCGAGUGAUUCAUUGUCGGACCAACAAUUUAUGAUCGACAGCAUCUCAAAAUUCCUCUUCAACAAAAGGUGCCUCAUCAUAGUCAAUGACGUCUGGCACUGGGAACAAUGGGAAGUGAUAAGAAAGUCCCUUCCGAAGAAUAAUCUGGGCAGUAGAAUAAUUACGAGCACUUGUGUUCAUGCAGUGGCAAUGAGAUUUGUAGAGGACAAUGGUGUCUUUCUCUACAAAAUUGCGGGUCUUUCUAUGGAUGCCUCAGUAUCUUUAUGUGAAAGGAUAUUUAAGGAGUCCUGUAAGGAUGGCGGCACCGUCGUUUCAUCCGGCCUGUGCAGUUCUAUAGCGAAAAUGGCUGGUGGCAUGCCGUUGGCAGUAAUUUGUUUGUCGUCGGCAGUUGCAGCGCAGGCGCAGCUAGCAACAGAAGAAGACGUCGGGCGAGUGCAUGACCCGCCGGAUUGGUUUCGUAUGGCAGAAGCUCGGGCACUAGCAGGACUGACAAAUAUUCCAUGCUUGAAGCCAUUGGCAGAUAGCUUGUGCCUCGCCUACAAUCAACUUUCAGUCCAUCUCAAGACUUGCUUGCUGCACUGCAGCAGCCUGUGUCCUCCCUAUCACAUAUUUGGGACGGAUGAUCUCGUCAGGCUGUGGAUAGCUGAAAGGUUUGUAUACGAUGAGGGAGAUGCUCGAAGCUAUGUGGAUCAGCUUGUCAGCACGGGAAUGAUUUCAGUACAAUCUUGCUCCUCGGAUCUGUUGAUUGGCCCGAAGAAAGUUCAGAUGAACACCAUGAUGCUGCACUUCCUUAGGUGCAUUGCAUCACAUGAAGGUUAUUGCAUUGCUUCUUCGGAUUGUGGAUCUGGCAUGUCAUCUCUGCUCGUUGGACCAAUCCGGCGGCUAUCUAUCCAGAGCUGCAAGAACAAGGUGGAGAUUUCAAGGUUACAUGCUUCGGAUAUUCGCUCCCUUUAUGUUUUUGACCGCACGUGGACAACCCUGUUCAAGAACUUGACAAACCUUCGAGUGUUGCAGCUUCUGGGCAACAAUCUUAGGAAUGAAGAUCUGACGGCUAUAUGUGGGCUGCCCCACCUUACUUACCUGAAUCUGAGCGGGACACUGGUGAAUCUGCUCCCAGAGGAACUAGGGAGACUGAAGCUUCUCAAGACUCUGAUUGUAAGAGGCACUGGAAUCCUGCGUCUACCAGUGGGAAUUGGGGAGCUGAUGCAAUUGGAGACUCUUGAUCUAGGUGACACCAUGGUCGUGGAGCUACCGAGCCAAAUAGUGAAGCUGCAUAACUUGAGGACACUGGACCUAAGAAACUCAAGCUUGUGUGAGCUCCCCAACGAAAUCGGCGACCUACUGCUCUUGGAGACUCUUGAUGUAGGUGACACCAUGGUCGCGGAGCUACCGAGCCAAAUAGGGAAGCUGCAGCGUUUGAGGGCUCUGGGCAUAAGCGGCACAGGUAUCGAGAAGCUUCCAGCGGAGAUUGGAGAGCUGGAGCAUUUGGAAAUUCUUGAUGUAAGUUGCACAACGGUCGCCGAGCUACCACUACCGACAGCCGGAGGAUCGAUGGCGAUGCUGCAGCAACUGAACAUUUGCAACACAGAGAUCCGAGAGCUACCUUGGGAAUCAGGGCGGCGCUCGGUCCGUGUGCUGUGUGGUGACAGCGACGCUCCUCAUGUGUGCAACCUGGCUGACCUUUCUGAGGGCCUUUUGCAACCAUCUGUCGUCGUCGUUCUGUUUGAUCGUUUCGGUUCGAUCUGGGUACCUGUGCCUUUCCCGAGAAUUAAGGUUCCUGGGAAGCAUAGGAGUGUCCCUCAGUUUGUCGCGUCGAUUUGUUACCUGGAAAUCAGUCUGUGGAAGCUGGAGGAGGAUUCCCUCAAGUCUCUGCGGGAGAUGCCCAACCUUCGAGGUCUAGCACUACGGGUUGAUGUUCUCCCCACAAAGCCUGCUAUAUCCAUCCUAGGGUUCCGAAAGCUGGAGAGCCUCUGUAUCGAUUGCCGUGUGCCAAGGAUAACCUUCGAGAAAGAAGCAAUGCCAGAGCUCACAUAUCUCGAGUUCAAGUUCUAUGCCUGCCGGCCGACAACUGAACACAACAUGGGCAUCGCUAACCUCCAGAGACUCCAAAGAGUUGUUUUCCGGAGCGCCUCUUGGUACACAAGCGACCCUUCGGCGGGCAUUCAUGCAGUUAUUAACAGAGUGAGAGAAGAAGCAAGGGAGCACCCCAACACAAUCAUCCUAAGCGUCAAUGGCAACGUCGAAUCUUACCAUGAGAAGAAAGCUGCGGCAGCAGCAGCACAAGGGAUCAAGCCAAGCCUUUCCGGUGAUGUUUCUCGGCGCAGCGAUUCCCGAGCUCGUACAAUCCGCAGAAUAAAAACCUAUGCGGGAGAAUCAUCAGCCUAUAACUAGCAAGCUGCUGGCUGCAACAACCCAUUAUUUUACCUGUAUUACUACUACCUGCACUGAGGCUUGGAACUUUAGAGCGUUGAACUUUAAGGCCUUGUUCAGUUAUUCCCAAUACACAUGGAUUGGAUGGGAUUGGAAAAAAUUCUUAAGAAGUUUGACUUGUUUGGGAUUCAAACCCAUCCAAUCCCACUCAAUCCACAUGGAUUGAGAGCUAACCGAACAAGCCCUAAUAGGGAUUGUUGGCUGGCUCAUGUUACUAGGGUUUCCUAUGGAUUAUUGUGGCCAAGAACACAUUCAAAAUGCUAUUGGAUCUUUUGGGAUCUAACCUCACUAGGUUACUUGUAAGAGCAAGAGUGACAUCUCUAGAAGAUCAGUUGUUCAA